Messenger RNA from Phytophthora nicotianae INRA-310, 537 nucleotides. RefSeq lists its product as hypothetical. The transcript is spliced from 3 exons. Bases 1 to 537 code for a protein of 178 amino acids. NCBI's taxonomy places the organism in Eukaryota, Oomycota, Peronosporomycetes, Peronosporales, Peronosporaceae. The record is from RefSeq and is a predicted model, not a curated record.
AUGACGAAGAUGAAGAACCGGUACUUGAGGCGGAACGAUAGCGACGCUGGAAAAGGCGCGACGGUGUCGACAGUAGCAGUAGCUGAGAAUGGAGAAGGCGUGAGCGAAGCGGGAAUUGAAGAGCGACGGCGAGUAACUGCGCAACGACGUCUGGUACGAAGAGGAGUUCGCAAACAGGCGCGGCAACGUAAGCGAGAGGAACUGCAGGUCGUGGAACGGGACAAUAAGCGGCUGAAGGAAGCUGAACGAGCUCUGGAUGAAUUGGCCCAGCGUCGACGGCCAACACCAGGGAGCACGGCUAUUACGGAAACGGAGCGCAUUGAGGCAAACGACGGGCUACCAACGGCGACAGUGACAGUGGAUGGUGUACCGCGGCGAAUUCAACUAGACAGUUGUGCGCGAUACUUGAUUGCGGGUACUGGAUGGAUAAAACACGGCGACCGGGUUGAAGGAGAAGCUCCGGUGGACUACGUCGAGGGGAUCAGUGGAUUGAUCUUGCAGUGUACGCGUAUAAUUCUGGACGACAUACGACGGUAG